This is a messenger RNA of Guillardia theta CCMP2712, 1056 nucleotides long. RefSeq lists its product as hypothetical. The coding region runs from base 1 to 1056 and encodes 351 amino acids. The record is from RefSeq and is a predicted model, not a curated record. Lineage: Eukaryota; Cryptophyceae; Pyrenomonadales; Geminigeraceae. The transcript is spliced from 9 exons.
AUGGCGCCCGCCUUUGGGAAGCGUGUCGGGUUGGCUUUUGCUGUUGGAGUGAGGCAGGCAAGGCUGCAGUUUCCUCUCAUGUUGAAAGACGGGAACGCUGUGCAACGAGCAGUGCAGAACAAACUGCAUUUCCUCGUUGCUGUACAGAAUGAGCCCGUGGCUUCGUGGAUGGAGAAUUUUCUUGAUCACAAACAUCUGAAAAUGAUCAAAAUGACAGACUACCAUUGCAAAGCAUGCUAUCAUGGGAUUGACGGGUUGACAUGUAACUGGAGGGAGUAUCUACAAAAGCUGGAAGGGACAUCAGAGCAGACGAUACAUGUACAGUACACUCCUGGAGUUUCAGAGGUGGAAUCUUUGAGGAACGCCAACUACUCAUAUACCAACGUGUUCGGCCAGGAGCCGCCAUGGGCGCAGGCAUCGGCGUCAAGGAGGCAGAACCCUUAUCUCAAGGAAAACAACGGGAUGCCCAAGAUCGAGUUCACUGAGGUUGUCAAGCCCAAAGAGAUUUUACAGUCCCUUCAUUCAAUCGCGACGCGUAUAGUUGAAGAAUUUGAGGAGGACUUGUCACAUGUCCGGGAAGAGAACGAAUACAUUCGUCUUCUGCACAAGGAAAGAAACAUUUUCAAGAGUGCAAACUCUUCCUUCGAACCCUUGCCUGUCGCUUGGAAGCAGCAACUGAAAGGGACGCUGCAAGAGCCAACCCCUUUGCGACAGGCGUCGAAAGAUCUUCUGAUGCGAUUGUUGACCAAGACGGCUGUGCUAGAAGUGCUGGUGGAUAUGUCACAAGACAGCAAGGAGUCGAAACAUUACCAGUGGAUGAAGACCUACGUGGGUAAGUGGAUGCAGCAGUUCGAUAGCGCUGCUUCGGUCAAGGUUGACGUGUCCUUCAUGGAAGAGCUACUGCAACAGCCUUUCCGCGUCUCAGAGAAGGAAGGGAAGAUGGAGGUUGUCGACCCUCUAUACAUCAGCGAGAAGAUUUUUGACAAGCGUCUCGAUGUCGCUGCAAGAUGGACCAACUCUCUCGGAGCGGCACGAGCGAUUUUCAAUGGCACGUGA